AGGACUUCCUCCUCUCCUAUGGAGCCAUGCGAGCUGAAAAGGCCUCUCUCUGGUACCGGCGAAUGUCCCUUGUCUACGCACUUGGCGCCUGGUCCCUGCUGGGCUCGGCGUUUUUCCUUUCACGGAAACAGAAAGUAUCAGACUGUGAAGAAGGUCAAGAGGAUGGCUCAAGGAAUGAAACACCUUUUUCUACAAGUGAAGACUCUGAUUUAGAAACGGAAACGGUCGAGCUUGGUGGAGGGUUUUAUGUGAAAUCAUUUUUAAAGUAUUCAGAAAAUUCUGUCCCAGCCACUCAAAGGUUCCUGACCUAUCUGAAGUCAUGGACUGGUGGGCCUGGCCCGCAAGCGUGAACAGCUGCUGAAUUCUGCAAACAAGGACUUGGCUCAGUAUUUGAUAGAUGCCUUGAUUUCCAUUUCAUGUAUUUAAUUUAAUUUAAUAAAAUAUAAGCAUUAAUAAUGUG
Molecule: messenger RNA, 460 nt
Organism: Mus musculus (house mouse)
Lineage: Eukaryota; Metazoa; Chordata; Mammalia; Rodentia; Muridae
Gene: Smim26
Product: small integral membrane protein 26
Exons: 2
Coding region: 27-350 (107 amino acids)
Source: RefSeq, marked validated